UUUUCUUCGCGUGAUUAGACUGGUAUCUAUAGAGGGCGGUACAGUCUGGGCGGCGUAUUCUAAUUCCCUAUAUCUGCCUUACUGAGAUCAAAAUUUUGUUCAGAUAUACUGCAGUGUACUAACUACUGACAACAUGAACAGACUGUUUUCUUGCGCAACGCUCCUCUGCGUCUUAGCGGUGACGCUCGCCUCUCUGCACGGCGACAACCGAUACGGCGGCCAUCAAUCUGGAAACUCCCUCGGACACAGGAGCUACUCUUCAGGAUUGCACUCUCGUGGGCCCUACGGAGGACCCUCUCGACCAGGAGCACCUUCCCACCCAGGAGCACCUUCCCACCCAGGAGCACCUGCUCAUCCUAGGUCUCCAGCACAUCCCGGUGCACCAGCAAGACCCGCCGCUCCCGCAUACAGUGCACCCAGGCACUACGGAACCGGACCAGCCCCCUACGCCCCAGCACACCACGCCCCAGCACCCCGCUCUACCUACGGAGGACAAAGUGCCUACGGUUCCGGACCCUCCCAUUACGGUCCCAAGCGCAGCGUUUACCAGCCUCAGCAGCAGCAUUCCAGCUAUAGCCAGAGCAGCGAGAGCAAGUCCCAGAGCCAUGGGCGGGAGAUGAAGUACACCAUCAACGAUCCCCACAGCCGAGGCACCACACAUGUGACCGAAACCCACAUCGUGAGCAACAAGGAGAUGCAUGGCGCAGAGGCAGAGGCAGCCAUGAAGAAGCUCAUGGGAUCUAUGGGAAGCAGCGGUUACGGACACGACGGCGGAUUCCAAGACUUCGUCAAGGGAAUGGGACUGCCCUUCUAUUGAAAGCACCUUCUUGGACAAUCUUAAUUUAUUUAUUUUAUUCUCGUUCAAUAUAGUUUAUUCGUGACUGUGGCUUUUCUACAUCUUAUAGUAUUUUUUUGUUAAAAAAAAGGGUAAUUAUCAUAGAAAAAUGUUUGUGUUAUCUGUAAUCGUUAUUUUAAUCUUAUUUGGUUUAUUUAAUCUCAUGGAUAUGUAUCUGAAAGAUGAAUUGAAAGAUGAAAAAGGAAAACCGAAAAA
This is a messenger RNA of Argiope bruennichi, 1051 nucleotides long. Its product is annotated as cuticle collagen 144-like. Bases 134 to 817 code for a protein of 227 amino acids. NCBI's taxonomy places the organism in Eukaryota, Metazoa, Arthropoda, Arachnida, Araneae, Araneidae. The record is from RefSeq and is a predicted model, not a curated record. The transcript has 3 exons.